Molecule: messenger RNA, 984 nt
Organism: Esox lucius (northern pike)
Lineage: Eukaryota; Metazoa; Chordata; Actinopteri; Esociformes; Esocidae
Product: fish-egg lectin
Exons: 5
Coding region: 118-882 (254 amino acids)
Source: RefSeq, a predicted model, not a curated record
CCUGUUACACCUGUCCUUGUUGAACAGGUGUAACAGGAAGCUGUGUUCAAGGCUAUAAAAGCACAAAGGUCUGCAAUGGGACAAUUGAGCUUUGGUACCCAACCCCACUAAGACAUCAUGAGAGCUACUGCAGUGAUCCUUCUGGUCUACUCUCUUCUGGUUGUCGGUCAUGCAUGGGAAUGCCAGAUAUCAAUGAUCAAGAAUCUGGUACAGAUUGAUGCAGGAAUUGGACAAGUGGUUGCUACCGACGCAAGUCAAAUUCCCUACUACCUGGUAGGUGAUGAAUGGAUCCGCCUGCCUGGUUCUCUGUCACACAUCACUGUGGGGCCAGCAGGAAUCUGGGGUGUCAAUGAGGCAUAUGCAAUUUACAAGUAUGUGGCUGGCAAUUGGGUGCAAGUUCAAGGCCUUCUGAAACAGGUGGAUGCUGGGGGUGACCCUUUUAUUGUUGGGGCCAACAUGCAUGAUGCACCAUUCUGUCUGGAAAGUAGUGUCACAGUUGGCUACAAGGGUCCAGUCACACACCUUCCAUGGACUGCAUUGCCAGGAUUAGUGAAGUACUACAGUUGCGGACCCUUUGGGUGCUGGGCUGUCAACAACGAUGACAAUAUCUAUAUAAUGAAUCUAAAGCAAGACUGCCAAAACAAUGGGUGGAUUCAAAUUGAAGGCAAGCUUUCCAUGAUUGAGGUGGGAACUGAUGGUAGUGUCUUUGGAGCUAACUCGAAAGGGGAUGUUUAUACCAGACACGGCAUCUCAGCCAGUAAACCCGAAGGCACAGGAUGGAGACAAAUCCCAAUGUGCAUGCGCAUUAAGCAUGUGACCUAUGACCUGGGCCAUCUUUGGGUCAUCUCCAACUCUGGCAUCACCAUGAUGUGCAAACACUAAGCCUCUGCAGCUGAAUGCCAUUAGGAACCGUCAUUGGUCAACAUAUUGAAUGUAGUUGCUUGUUAAAUGUUUCUUCCAAUAAAGUACUGAGUUGGAAUCUGA